UCGGAAAGGCAACCUGUAGUGCCUUGAUUGAUUGCGGAGCGUCUCGCAACUUUAUGAGCCAAGCCUUUAUGGCCCGCGCGUUCGAAGGAAGACGCAACCUACACAAGUUACACUCGCGGACGGCCGCAUGCAAAAGUCAAUUGACCGAUGCGUUGACGGCGUUCGGGCAUACUUUGCGCCACUUGCUUGCGAGCCAGUGUUCUUUGACAUCCUCGACACCAAGUUCGACAUGAUUCUAGGCAUGUCUUGGUUGCGUAGCGCCGAUCAUUCGGUGAACUUUCAUGACCGAACCGUUCACAUCCGUGAUCGGAAUGGAAUGUUAGUCCCAUGUACGGUCGCGACCCCUCACACUUUGAUUGCUUGUCACGUGGUUUCCGUUGCGAGAAUUCGCGACGCUAUAGCUCGGAAUGACGUUGACGAGAUGGGCCUUGUAUUCUUGCAUGCUCUCCCCUCGUCGGACGGACCAGCAGCGUCACCACCGGACCCACGCAUUUCUCACCUCUUGGACGAGUAUGGAGACGUCUUCGAGGCUCCCACCGGAACGGUUCCGGAUCAGCCCAUACGUCACGGGAUCACUCUCAAGUCUGGCGCCGUCCCUCCGCGUGGAUGCAUUUACCGCAUGAGCGAAGAGGAACUCGAGGUGCUUCGCCCAAAACUCGACAACCUCCUUGACAAGGGCUGGAUUCGCCCUAGUUGUUCGCCUUACGGUGCCCCUGUUCUCUUCGUCCGGAAGAAGAACAAAGAUCUACGAUUAUGCAUCGACUAUAGAAAACUUAACGCACAAACCGUAAAGAACGUCGGCCCUCUCCCUCACAUUGAUGAUCUCCUUGAGCGGUUCGGCGGCGCGACGUACUUCUCGAAGUUGGACUUGAAGUCGGGUUACCACCAGAUUGAAAUCCAGCCUCAAGAUCGGUACAAAACCGCGUUCAAGACGCGGCACGGGCACUUUGAGUGGGUUGUCAUGCCAUUUGGCCUCACCAAUGCCCCCGCAACGUUUCAAGCAGCGAUGACGACUGAGUUUCGCGACUUGCUCGAUCGCAGCGUCCUCAUCUACCUUGAUGAUAUCUCGGUUUAUAGUAGGACAUUGGACGAACACCUCGUACACCUUCGCGCUGUUUUGGAUCGUUUGCGACUGGCCAAGUACAAAGCGAAUCUCGACAAGUGCGAGUUCGCCAAGCAAGAGCUCAAGUACUUCAGUCAUAUGUCACGCCAAAAGGCAUUCGUCCCUUAGCGGACAAGAUCCAAGCCAUCGUGGAUUGGCCGGAACCCAGUUGCACGACGGAUGUACGCUCUUUCAUGGGUUUGGCUGGAUAUUAUCAGCGAUUCGUC
Messenger RNA from Chara braunii, 1329 nucleotides. The record is from the annotation of a GenBank genome assembly. NCBI's taxonomy places the organism in Eukaryota, Viridiplantae, Streptophyta, Charophyceae, Charales, Characeae.